AAUAUGUCGGAAGAGGAACGCUCGUGCGGUCUCGUUCGGUGGCUUUGAACGUCGUCGGAGAUCGUCGGACCUCGUUACCGGUGGGGCGGUAAACGAGAACAAGAAAGGAGAAACAAAGAGCAAGAGACAUCAAAGAAGAACCCGCUUGGGAGUGAAACGCGCGCGAGUGUCCACGAGUGUGCAUGCAUCGCGAUCGUCGGGCGAACGAGGCGACACCAAGCAUGAGGAAGAACGAGUACCUGCAGCUAGACCCACUGGCCGCCGAGCAUUGAAGUUCAUCGGAAAUCGACGCCUAAAUGUGCCCAUGAAGCGAUCACGAUGGAACCGCGUGGGAUGAUGAUGUCGAACCUGUCGUGCGACGGCUGCGCGGACAGCGACCGCGAUUCCGACAGCAGCAGCAUGAUCGUGGACCCGGUGAGUCUGGACAAGAACGACCUGUCACCGUCCCAGUCGUCAUCCAGCCCAAUCAUACCCAGUUCCCCCGUGCCACCCACCACCGCGUCCUCCAGGAACCGUGGAGGCAGUCGUAGCAAGAAGAACUACUCGAUGAUGUCAGCCAACAGUCAACAAAAGUCCAACUCGUCCGGUCAGGCGUCAUCCUACGGCAACGACAAGAUGUCCUCGUCGUUGAUCAAGCCUCCGUACUCGUACAUAGCCCUGAUCACGAUGGCGAUCCUCCAAUCCCCUCAAAAGAAGCUGACACUCAGCGGAAUCUGCGAGUUCAUCAUGUCACGUUUCCCGUAUUACCACGACAAGUUCCCAGCCUGGCAGAAUUCCAUCAGACACAACCUGUCCCUCAACGACUGCUUCAUCAAGAUACCUCGCGAGCCAGGUAACCCUGGGAAAGGGAACUACUGGACUCUAGACCCACUGGCCGAGGACAUGUUCGACAACGGAAGCUUCCUGCGUCGCAGAAAGAGGUACAAGAGGCCUCCGCCGCACUAUGUGCUGCGGGACAGAGCGAUCAUGGCGACCUUCGCCAUCUGUGGCGACCGAGGACCUUGUCCCGGCGGCGGUGGCGGUCAUCCUGGCGCUCUCACCUAUCCCAGCGCCACGUACUUGUCUCCACCACCUGGUCUGCCCUUACUAGACUUCUCUUCGUCGAGAGCCUUGGAGGCUCUGAGGCUCAGCGGCUUCCUGGAACCGCCGCCACCGUUGUACAAACCGGUACCGAUCACGGCGCCGCCGAUCAGGCAGCUCGACCCCGCGCCCACGAGGACCACCACGAUACCCAGCAGCCAUCCGCCGGCUGACAAGAAGAGGAACUUCAGUAUCGAUGCUCUGAUCGGGAAACAGGCAGCCAGUGACCAGAACUGCGGCGGUCUGCUGGACCUCAGCCCGUCGGAGCAUAGAGAGAUCAGGAGUCAGGCGUCGGCUUUCUCUCCUCUGGUCUAG
Molecule: messenger RNA, 1395 nt
Organism: Eufriesea mexicana
Lineage: Eukaryota; Metazoa; Arthropoda; Insecta; Hymenoptera; Apidae
Product: forkhead box protein D3
Exons: 1
Coding region: 319-1395 (358 amino acids)
Biological process (GO): regulation of transcription by RNA polymerase II; anatomical structure morphogenesis; cell differentiation
Molecular function (GO): RNA polymerase II cis-regulatory region sequence-specific DNA binding; DNA-binding transcription factor activity, RNA polymerase II-specific
Source: RefSeq, a predicted model, not a curated record